This is a messenger RNA of Suncus etruscus (white-toothed pygmy shrew), 9435 nucleotides long. It is a transcript of the gene PCNT, whose product is annotated as pericentrin. Gene Ontology annotation, biological process: signal transduction. Bases 92 to 9055 code for a protein of 2987 amino acids. Lineage: Eukaryota; Metazoa; Chordata; Mammalia; Eulipotyphla; Soricidae. Gene Ontology annotation, molecular function: molecular adaptor activity. The transcript has 44 exons. The record is from RefSeq and is a predicted model, not a curated record.
GCGACGGGCGGGAGUAGGUGUAAACAGAGCGGCAGCCGCGACGCGUCGGUCCCGCAGCUCCCCAGCGCGCCGUGAGGAGCCUCGCGGGGCGAUGGACGGGGAUGACGGCGAGCAGCGGCGCAGGAAGGUGGAGGCCGGCAGGGCGAAGCUUGCUCAGUUCCGACAGAGAAAAGCAAAAGGCGACAGUGCGCAUCCGAAGAAAACGACGGCGAAGAGGAAGAGCACGGCUGUCACUGCGUCUGUACCGGAGGAGGAGGCGAGCACGGUAGCAGGGUCUGGGGGAGCCCCUGCCCCAACACCAGGAGCUGUGCAGGAGCCUAACCGGGAAGAUGAUCUUGAGGCCGCUGUGCCAAGGAGCGGAAGGGAAGAUGAGGAUGGCGAGCAGGAGGGGCCGGCGGGCUCGGGGCUGCUGCAGACCCAGCUGGUCCAGCCACCGUCGGCCCUGGAGCUCGAGGCCCUGCGCCUGAGCCUGAACAACAUGCACACGGCACAGCUGGAGCUUACGCAGGCCAACCUGCAGCGAGAGAAGGAGACGGCGCUGGUGGAGCUGCGCGACAUGCUCAAUGGGCGGCAUGCCCAGGAGCUGGCCCUCGCACAGAGCCGGCAGCAGCUGGAGCUGGAACAGGCCCGGGAGCAGCAUGCUCGGGAGCGGGAGGAGCUGGCCCGACGAUGCAGCCAGGAGACAGCUGAGCUGAAGGAGAAGCUACAGUCAGAAAUGGAGAGAAAUUCCCAGAUGGUGGAGAACCUGAAGCAAGACUGGGAAUCUCAGAGGGAAUUGUGCUUAGCAAACCUACGGGAAGAGUUAUCUGCAAAGCACCAGUUGGAAUUGGAGGAUUUACAAGAUCAGUUCAGGAAAAAACUGGCAGAACAGAAAACUGAGCUGGAGAAGAUUUUUCAAGCCAAAAACAAGGCUGAGUGUGCUCUGCAGACGCUGGAAGCCCAGCACGAGGCAGCCAUGUGCCAACUUCGGGAGGACUUGCAGGUUGAGCGAUGCCAGUGUCUGGAGGGCCUGGAGCUCAAGUUCAGGGAGCAAGAGCAGGAAAAACAGAGGGAGCUUCAGGACUUGCGGGCGUCCUACGAGGAGCUGAAGGCCCAGUCCCAGGAGGAGAUCAGACGCCUGUGGGCCCAGCUGGAGCUGGCGGGGCCUGGUGGACAGGAACCCCGAGAGCCUGAGCAGCCACUCGAGGCACAAGAGUCCUGCGUGGAGGAGCUGGAAGGCCUGAAGCAGGACUUUGCCCGGCGCCAGCAGCAGGAGAAAGCCGAGCACGAGUCAGAGCUGGAGCAGCUGCGGCUUUAUUUUGAGCAGAGGCUGCGGGAGGCCGAGAGGAGCUACCAGGAGGACCUGACGCUGCUGCAGCAGCGGCUCCAGGAGGGGAAGGUGGAUUCGCCCCUGGACGCGGGAGCAACCAGCACAUCAUUAGAAGAGGCAUCUGAGGGAGAAGUCAGCCGGCAUCUGCAGCUGGAUCCCCAUGAGCUGGAGGAUGACCACCAGUGCUCGCUUGAUGCCUGGGAAACUUCCCUGGAUGUGUCUGAGGGGCUGCAGCUCACGGGAUCCCCAAGGUGCACAGGGGAGCAGCCUGCAAGGCUCUCGGACGAGCCUGGCCAAGGCCUGGCUCGCGUGUGUCUUCGCUGUGCUCAGGACACAGCCCUGGAGGUGGAGGCUGAGGUGACAGCCCGAGUCUUGGCUCUGGAGACUGAGCACAAGGUGCAGCUGGCACUUCUGCAGACAGAGCUCAAGGAGGAGAUGAACUUGUUGCGGAUUGAGAACAGGAACUUGCAUGAGAAGCUGCAGCACGAGAUUGGCUUGCGGGAGGACUUGGAGAAGGUAAAGGACAGUUUGAUUGGAGACCACCUGGAGGAGCUCAAGAAAGCCCGGGAGAAGCAUCAAGCACUGAAGCAGGAACUUACAGAGAAGGAGGCAGCGUGGGCAGUGGCCAGUGAAGCCCAGAAGAGGAAUGCCGAGGAGAAGCUAACGCUCCGGCUCCUGGAGCUGAGAGAGCGGGCUGAGUCCGAAAAACAGGGUGUGGUGGACAAGUUCGAGCUUCGAGAAGCAGAGAUGCGGCAGCUGCAGGCUCAGCAGGCCGCCCAGAUCCUGGAGCUGGAGGCUUCGUUGCUGGAGCAGCAAGGCCGCUUGCGGCAGCUGGAGCUCGAAGCAACUGGAGAGGAGGCUACGCAGUGCAGGCGCUGUAGCCGCAAGCCUGGUGCUGGGCCUGCUGCGGACGGGGAAUGGAAACUGGCCAUGUUGCGCCUGAAGGAGGACUGUGCCCUCCAGCUAAUACAGGCCCAGAAUAGGUUCUUGGCAGAGCGUAAGGAGAUGACCGAGAAGUUCACUGUGGAGCAGGACUCCUCUCUGCAGGCAGCCCAGGAGCAGCAUGCCAGGGAGCUGCAGCACCUACAGCAGACGCACCAGCAGCAGAUUCUGGCCCUGACUUCGGAACUUGAGACCAAGCAUCAGGCUCGGCUGGCAGAGCUGCAGGCCUCUCUGGAGAGCGAGCAGCAGGCCCGCUUCGAGGUCCAUGUGGCCGAGCUGCAGACCAAGCACGCCACUGAGAUCAGUGUUCUGGAGUCGAAACACUCAUCCAACCUGGACGCUCUGGAGUCCUGCUGCCUGUCUGAGAUUCAGAGCAUUCGGGACGAGCACCGGCGCACCCUGGAGCUGCUGCGGGCAGACUUCGAGGACCAGUUGCGGAGAAAGGACAGUGCUCACCGUGCAAGCCUGGCGCAGGAGCUGGAGAAGCUGCAGCGGAAACACGAGGAGGAGCUGCGCUCAGCCCAGGAGAGCCUGGGAGCAGAGUCAAGCAGUGGCCAUGCCUGCCCAGCCUCUGAGCUCCCGGCUGCACAGCAGAGCGAACGUGAAAGUGCAGCGAAAGGCACUUUGCGGGAGGAAAAGUGUCAGCGAGUCGACAGUGAGCAGACAGCACCUCCACACACAGAGAUGCUUCUCUCGCCGCAGCCUCAGGAUGACCCUCAGAUGCAGCAGCUGAAAGACCAGAUUUUAUCCUUACGUCAUGACUUAGAAGCACGUGAGUCGGAGCUGGAGAAACUGCGGCAGAGGCGCGAGAGGGAAAACCAGGAAAGCACAAACCUUAUCUCCUUGCUCAAGUCCGAUAUCGACCAGUCUCAUGGGGAGAGGAGUGCACUGCACAACUCGCUGAAGAGGCUGCUGGGUCUGUUCGGAGAGUCUCUGAGGGCCGCCACCGCCCUGAGGAACCGUAUCAGUGAGCGAGUGGGGCUGUGUCUGGAUCACGAGGGCCUGCUGGACACACAGCAAGUGCCAGCUCCGGAUGACACCUGGCUGCGCUCUGAGUCAGCCAUGCUGGACCUGGACACGACACUGCCUGGAAACACGGAGAUGUCCUCGGUGGCCGAGAUCAGCAGCCACAUAUGUGAGAGCUUCCUGAGCCCUGACAACAGCCUGGACUGGGAGCAACCCGUGCGGAGGGUCUUCCAGAGCCUGGACCUGGCGGUGGAUGGCCUGCUGGGGCUGGCCUUGGAAUCCAGCAGGCAGCUAGAGGAAGCUCGCCAGCUGCAUUCUCACUUCGAGAAGGAAUUCAAGCGCAAGAACGAGGAGACGGCCCAGGUUGUCCAGAAGCACCAGGAACUGCUGCAGCGUCUGGAUGAGGAAAGCUCUGCCAACUCCCGGCUGGUGCUUGAGCUGCACAAGGCCGAGGGCCUCAUUGCUGGCUUCCAGGAGGAGCAGGCUGGGCUGCAGGAGGCUCUGGGCCACAAGGACUCAUCGGAGAAGGCACUGGUGGAGGAGCUGGAGAGCCAGCGAGAGCAGCUGCAGCGGGCGUCGCAACAGGUGGUGGCGCUGCAGGACGAGAACUCAGCGCUGCAGAGGCAGAAGGAAGCUGUGGUGGCCGAGGCGAAGGACAAGGAAGCAACUCUGCGCGCAGAGGUGACGAGUCUCAGCCAGGAGCAGCUCGAGACAAGGAAACAGUGUGAGAAGGACCGCUUGGCCCUGCUGGCGCAGAUGAAAGUGCUGGAGUCAGAGCUGGAGGAGCAGCUGUUGCGGCAGCAGGCUUGUGCCCAGCAGGCUGAGGAGCUCACAGCACUGCAGCAGCAGCUGGAGUCUCUGGAUAAGCACCUGCGCAGCCAGCGACAGUUCAUGGACGAGCAGGCCAUGGAGCGGGAGCAUGAGCGCGAGGACUUUCAGCAGGAGAUCCAGAGGCUGGAGGAGCAGCUCCGGCAGAUGUCCAGGCCGCAGCCCCGCAGCGCCCAGGACAGCGAUGUUGAAUUGCUACAAGAAAAGUUGAGAGAACAGUCUGAUGGGCUGAAUGAACUGGCUUUGAAGAAGGAUUUGGCAGACCAGCAAGUGGCCAUGCAGGAGCAGGAGAUCAGGAGGCUGGAGGAGGCCAACGCCCAGAGCAGCAGGCUGGUGGAACAGCUGCAGGGGGAGCUGGAGCAGCAGAGAAGAACUGUGAGGGGCCUGCAGCAGGACCAAGAGGCGCUGCAGGAGCAGCAGAUAAAGCACUUGCUGCUGGUGUCAUCGUUGCAGUCCAGACUGGACGAUGCCAAGUGCCCUGUUCCUGUGACAGGCAGCCGCCUUGAGAGCAUUCAGGAACAACUCGAGGAAGCACAGGGGGUGCUCCAGCAGCGGGACAAUGAGGUAUUGGACCUAAAAGAGCAACUAGAAAAGAUCCGAGCUGACCUGGCCAGUAAAGACCAAGAGGUGCUGCACCUGAAUGUAAAGGAGAGCCACGCAGCUGCCCGCGUCCAAGAGCUACAGGAGGAGAACACCCGCUUGAUGGCCGUGUAUGACAGGAGCUCGGAAAUCGAGGAGCUGAAGUCCAUCAUUGAGAAUCUUCGCGAGAACCAGCACCAGCUGCAGAGGGAUAAAGCAGAGGAGAUGGAGCAGUUGCACGAAGUCAUCGAGAAGCUGCAGACGGAGUUGUCCCGGGCGGGCCCUGAGGGCCAAGUCAGUGGCAAUUGGGCUGGGAGCCUCCAAAGCGAGCUGGAUGGGGCCAAGGCUCACGAGGCAUUAGCCGGCGAGCUCCAGGCUGCUCUGGCGGCCAAAGAGGCGCUGAGCCAGCUGCUGGCUGAGCAGGAGCGCGGGCAUGGCCAGGCCCUGGAGACGCUGCGCCAGCGCCUGCGUGAUGCCGAGGCAGCGGCUGCCAUCCGGCUGGUGGAGCUGGAGCGCAGCACGGCCCUCAAAGAGGCUGAGGCCCAGGGCCUGGCUGCCCGCGUCCGCGAGUGUGAAGCCAAGAUCGCGGAGAGAGAGCUGGAAAUCGCCGGCCUGAGCAGAAGCCGCUGGGCCCGCUCCACCCAGCUGCAGGCCAUCCUGGCGGCCUUUGCUCACUUCCGAGGAGCACUGGAGCGCCAGGUGCUGGCAGCCCCUGAGGAGACCCCAGAGCUGCAGCGACUCCGAGCACAGUGCGUCCGCCUCAGUCGCCAGCUGCAGCAGUUGAACCAGCGCUUCCUGCGGUGCCAGAAGGAGCUGGGCCCGCAGCAGCUGCUCUGGGGGGCCUGCCCCCCCUGCGGGGACGGCUGCUCCCCAGCACAGAGCCCCGAGAACUUGGGGGACCAGGACCCGGAGCAGGCUGUGGGCUGCAGGUUGCAGAGUGUGGCCCCCCGUGGCCCUGGCUGUGACCCUCAGGAUGAGAAAGAGCCCGUGGGUGACUGUCUGCCCAGGAAAGUCGAUCUCCUAAGCCAGGUGACGCAGCUUCAGAAGAGCCUGGACCAACUGGUGCUAAGCAUGGACUCCCAGAGCCCAAGCACAGAGGCCAGCGGCAGUGGCGCUAGCGAUGGCGAAGAGGCAGAGGGACAGCGUCCUCAGGCCAUAUCUCCUGCCAGCGAAGUUGUGUGGGAUCUGGUCACCUGGCUUGGGCCUCAGGGACCCACGGGCAGAACUGGGCAAUGGAGAGACCCACCCAAGGACCGCCCAGGAUCACCACAGGCCAGCUCUCGCCACAGCCCCCGCAAAGUCAGCCAUGUGCACUCUGAGGGGGCAGAGCACUUGACAAAGGCACUCAGGACCCUGGAUCUGUCCUCCUGGAGCUCUCCUGAGCUGCUCAGGAAGGACUCGACCCUUGAGCUGCAGCCCAGCCUGCCCCUCACUCCAUGCAUGGAUCUUCUGAGCCACUACAGUCUAGAUGCGUCUCUGCGGGACAGGCCAAGCGUGUCAGGGUCCCAGACUGGCUGGCUGGGGCUGCUUGGUCCCCCAGGGGGCUCUACACCAGAGGAGUCUCAGCCAGCGGUGGACAGGGGCCUUCCAGCUGACCGGCAACUGCAGUGGACGUCGGUGGAGAAAGAUGUCGAAGACUUUAUUAUAACAUCUCUUGAUACCCAAGAAAAAUCGUGCUCAUCUCCUCCCCGGUUGGACGGGAAUGAUGGAAGUGAGCAGCGUGACAGCUCGGGGCUCGCAGAGACGCCACUGACCCAUGACCCCCCAAGAUCCCCCAAGCUGGUGCCUCCUCCCGCCUCCAGGAAGUCACGCCGGGCUCCAGCAACCAUGAAGGACAAGGGCGUGCACCCACAGCAUGUGAAGGCCCUGCUGCAGAUGGUGUGUGACGAGAGCCACCAGAUCCUGGCCUUGUCCGAGUUCCAGAACACUCCCGGUGCCCUGAGCAAAGGGGAUCCCAGUGUCCUCCUUGAGCACUUCCUGAGGGAGGGCCAGGACCUUGUGGAUGCAGCAGCAGCUCUGAGGGGCUGCCAAAGCCUGGCACACCCAGAAGGCGAGCAGGAGCCCCCCUGCCUGAGCCUGGACUGGAGGGGGCAGUAUCUGCAGGUAGUGCCUGAGGCCUGCGAGCAGCAGUGGGCCACACUGCGGGCGCCACAGGUCAGCUCUGAAGCCUGCACGCCCAGUGCCCUGUGGGAGAAGCUGGAGAAGGUGGUGCGAGAACAGGGCUCAGCUUCGCAGGUGUCACUGGAACCCUCGAGGCCCACAGAGAGGACCCGCCUGCUGUCUGAGAUCCAGGCCCUGCGUGCCCAGCUGCGCCUGACACACUUGCAGAACCAGGAGAAGCUGCAGCAGCUAUGUGCGGCCCUCACUGGCAGCGAGGCCCGUGGGAGCCAGCGGGAGCACCAGUUGCGCAGACAGGUUGAGUUACUGGCAUAUAAGGUCGAGCAGGAAAAAUGCAUAGCAAGUGACCUGCAGAGAACACUGACCGAAGAGCAGGAGAAAGCAAGUACCAUUCAGAAGCUUCUGGUGGCAGAGCAGAGCGUGGCCAAGGCCCUGAAGUCAGAGCUGUGCGAGUGCAGGCAGGACAAUGAAAGGCUGCUGCAGUCUCUCAGCGACGUACAGAAGGAGGUCCUGCAACUGAGGCGUGUGCUGGAUGGGAAGGAAAAGGAGCUGCGAGCAGCGCUGACGGAGCUAGAGAGUCAGCGAGGGCUGGAGAGCGCCCUGCAGAGCCAGCUGGAGGAGGAGCGGCAGCGCCACCUGCACAUGGAGGGUCAGAACACCCGGAGUCUGGAGGAAUUAAAGGCGUCCUUGGACAAGCAGUUCGCCCAGAGUAACCGGCUGUGUGUGGCUUUGAAGCACGAGCAGACGGCCAAGGACAACCUCCAGAAGGAGCUGCGGAUCGAGGCGUCGCGCUGUGAGGCGCUGCUGGCCCAGGAGCGGGGCCGCCUGACCCAACUGCAGCAGAGCCUGGAGGCUGAGAGGGGCCGCGCGCAGGAGCUGACUGAGGCUUUGCAGCAUGAGCGCCUCCUGACCGAGCAGCUGAGCCGCAGGGCCCAGGAGGUCUGCGCCCACCAGGAAACGCAGGCGCAGCAGGCCCUGCUGCAGAAGCUGGAGGAGGAGCAGGCCCGGGUGCGGGAGCUGCAGGCCACACUGCAGAAGGCGCAGCAGCAGGCCGUGCGCACACAGCAGCGGCUGCAGGCCGAGGUGCAGAGGCGCUGCGCGGAGCUGCAGAGGGAGAAGGAGCGAGAGCUGGAGCUGCAGUGCCAGCGCAACGAGCACAAGAUGAAACAGCUUCAGCGGACGGUGGGGGAGCUGCAGGCAGAGGGGGCCACGCAGCCCGGGGUGCAGUCGGAGCGGCAGGGCCUGGAGAGGAUCCGGCAGCAGCUGCUGUGUGCCGCGGGGCUACUGACCAGCUUCAUCAACCAGACCUUGGACAGGACCAUUCAUGACUGGACGUCCUCCAACGAGAAGGCAGUGGCAUCCCUGCUCUGCACCUUGCAGGAACUCAAGUCCGAGCUGACUGCACCCAGCCCCUCCCCUAAGAAAAUGACAGCAGGAUUGCACAUCCAGCUGGUGGAUGUUUUGCUGAGUGACAACGAGUCUUUGCGGAAGACACUUAGCACAGUGGCUGAGGAGAAGGCAGAACUGUGUCGGGCUGUGUCCAAGCUGGAGAAGACCCUAAAGCACCAUCUGCUGAAAGGCUGUGCUCUGAGCAGGUCGGACAAGUCUGCGCGGAAGCUCGACAAGUCGGCUCUGCAGAGCUCUUCCCAGCACUCAGAGCCAGGAGCUCGGGUCUCCGGCCCCAGUGAAGACACCAACUCUGGCAGCUUCAAAAUGGAGAAAUUGUACCUGCAUUACCUGAGAGCAGAGAGCUUUAGGAAAGCUCUGAUUUACCAGAAGAAGUAUCUGUUACUGCUCAUCGGUGGCUUCCAGGACUCUGAGCAGGAAACACUCUCCAUGAUUGCUCACCUGGGAGUAUUUCCUUCUAAAGCAGACAGGAGAGUGAUCUCUCGUCCUUUCACAAAGUUCAGAACCGCUGUCAGGGUGGUGAUUGCCAUCUUAAGAUUGCGGUUUCUGGUUAAGAAAUGGCAAGAAGUGGGUCGGAAAGGAGCCUUGAUACCCAGCAGAUCCUCGCGCCCAGAAUUCUUAAUGCCCCAGCACCAAGAGUCUCCCCCUGAGAGCAGUGACUCCCCACCAACCCGGGAUGUAUCUUCGAGCCACAGCAGGGAUUCUGUGCCUAGAGCUUUCCUACGGAGGAGGAGGGAAAGUCUAUCCCCAAAUUCCAGAUCAGAAAGAUCUCUGACUCAAUCUCAAGAUCCAGAACAUUCCUUGACAGAAUAUAUUCACCAACUGGAAAUGAUUCAGCAAAGACUUGGGGGAGUACCAUCAGAUUCCACAUCGAAGAAAUCCUUCCGCCAGAAAAUUAAACAAUGAAUAAAAGUCCUGUGGCUCUUACCUCUGAUAGUUACAUUUAAGGAAAAGAUGUUGUUUUCCUCUUCAUGAGGAAAAUUGACAGUGUGAUAUAUCAUCUGGAGCAGUGCCUUGUCACUCAGUGCCCAAGAUGCCAGUCUGGGAGGGGGGGAGGUAUGGAUUGGGUGGUCUCACUUUUCUAUGGGGCUACAAAGCCCAGGAGUGCUUCUCAGGGCCUCUGGCAUGUUAUUACUCUUUCCUCCUCCAGGACCUGUUUAAUUGCAUGUUGGCAGUCACUUGCUUACUUCCAAGAAGCAGGAAGGAAACGUGGCUUCCUGUUGUUUUUAAACAUGAAAUGGGGUUUUUAAAUGAAAACAAAAAAAUAAUAAAAUUAAAUUAUAGUA